GCGGAGCGCCCCACCGCCACCGAGCCGCCGCCGCAGCCCCGGGUUCCUUGUGCGGCUGCGGGGAGCGGGCGGGGAGGGGCGGUGCAGUCCCGCAGCGUGCGCGGGAGGCUGUCAGCGCCGGGUCGAGCGCGGAGCCUUCCCCUCGGCUCCCCGCACCCUCCGCAGGAAGGGCGCAGCGGGGUGGGGACGGGAGGAAGGACCGGAGCCUCCGCCGCCGGCCCAUGCCUCGGCGGGCGCGGUGAGCGCAGCGCGGCGCGGUGAGCAAGAGAAGCCGCGGAGCGGCGGCGGGCGGCCGGGCCAUGUCGGAGCCGGAGAGCGGUGCUGCAGAUGCAGUUUCCACAUCUGCUUACUCAUCACCAGCCAAAAGUUUGGGAGACCCUGGAAUAACUCCACUGUCUCCAUCACAUAUUGCGGACUCUGAUGCAGAUGAUGCUGUAGAACAGUUAUUUCUUGUUGUUGUGGCUAUUGAUUUUGGCACAACAUCCAGUGGCUACGCCUACAGCUUCACCAAGGAACCAGAAUGUAUUCAUGUAAUGAGGCGAUGGGAAGGUGGAGAUCCAGGCGUAUCCAAUCAGAAGACACCAACGACUAUCCUCCUAACACCAGAGAGAAAGUUCCAUAGCUUUGGGUAUGCAGCGAGAGAUUUCUACCAUGACUUGGAUCCCACUGAAUCAAAGCACUGGCUGUAUUUUGAAAAGUUUAAGAUGAAGCUACAUACCACUGGUAAUCUUACCAUGGAGACAGACCUGACAGCUGCAAAUGGCAAAAAAGUCAAAGCACUUGAGAUAUUUGCUUACGCUCUGCAAUUCUUUAAGGAACAGGCAUUAAAGGAGCUCAGCGACCAAGGAGGUUCGGAUUUUGAAAACACUGAAGUAAGAUGGGUCAUUACAGUGCCUGCUAUUUGGAAGCAGCCUGCAAAGCAGUUCAUGAGACAAGCUGCCUACAAGGCAGGAAUGGCAUCUCCUGAAAAUCCCGAGCAGUUGAUCAUUGCCCUGGAACCUGAGGCUGCCUCUAUCUACUGCCGAAAGCUCCGCCUGCACCAGAUGAUAGACCUGAGUAGCAGGGCGCCUGUCAAUGGGUAUAGCCCAAGUGACACUAUUGGAACCGGAUUUACACAGGCUAAGGAACACAUCCGUCGUAAUCGACAGAGUCGUACCUUUUUGGUGGAAAAUGUCAUAGGAGAGAUCUGGUCCGAACUGGAGGAAGGUGACCGUUACAUCGUUGUUGAUAGUGGAGGAGGCACAGUGGAUAUCACUGUCCAUCAGAUCAGGCUCCCUGAAGGACAUCUUAAGGAGCUAUACAAGGCAACAGGUGGGCCAUAUGGUUCUCUAGGUGUGGACUAUGAAUUUGAAAAGCUCCUGUGUAAAAUAUUUGGAGAAGAUUUUAUUGAGCAAUUUAAAAUCAAGCGUCCUGCUGCCUGGGUAGAUCUGAUGAUAGCAUUUGAGUCCCGUAAACGGGCAGCAGCUCCAGACAGGACCAAUCCGCUAAACAUCACUCUACCUUUCUCCUUCAUUGACUAUUACAAGAAGUUUCGAGGUCACAGUGUAGAACAUGCCUUGAGGAAAAGCAAUGUGGACUUUGUGAAGUGGUCCUCCCAGGGAAUGCUGAGGAUGAGCCCGGAUGCAAUGAAUGCUCUUUUCAAACCUACGAUUGACCAGAUUGUUCAGCACCUUAGUGAUGUGUUUGAUAAGCCAGAAGUGACCAAUGUCAAGUUUCUGUUCCUGGUGGGUGGCUUCGCUGAAUCCCCCUUACUCCAACAAGCUGUCCAGAGCGCUUUUGGUUCAAGAUGUCGAGUCAUCAUUCCUCAGGAUGUGGGGCUCACCAUCCUCAAAGGAGCUGUUCUCUUUGGUCUAGACCCUGCUGUCAUCAAAGUGCGGCGUUCACCUCUCACCUACGGUGUGGGUGUGCUCAAUCGGUUUGUGGAAGGGAAGCAUCCACCAGAGAAGCUGCUAAUCAAAGAUGGCACGCGCUGGUGCACUGAUGUCUUUGACAAAUUUAUCUCAGCUGACCAAUCUGUAGCCCUUGGAGAAACUGUGACGCGCAGUUACACACCUGCCAAACCUUCUCAGUUAGUAAUAGUGAUCAAUAUCUAUAGCUCAGAACAAGAUAAUGUCAGCUUCAUCACCGAAGCUGGAGUGAAAAAGUGUGGCACCCUUCGCUUGGAUCUCACGGGAACUGAUGCUUCAGUGCCAAACCGGCGGGAGAUCAAAACACUUAUGCAGUUUGGGGACACUGAAAUCAAAGCCAUGGCCAUUGAUGUUGCCACAUCUAAAAGUGUCAAAGUUGGUAUUGAUUUCUUAAACUACUAGCUGCCCAUUUUCCCCACCACAGCCUGUUUGUGAGACUGAUCUUCCACUAUUCCAUUUUUUGACUUUCAUAUAUCACAUAAUCAACUUGAAUUUCAGCAGGCUAUAUGAGAACAGCUUGUAAGGUGGGGUAUGUCAUGGUUGUGCCCUUUGAUGACCAAAGACUGGAUUUUGAAAGACCCUUAAAAAGUUUUGGGAGCAAACGUUCCAGAGGUAGUAAAAGUUCCCAAGUUACUCAAGCAUGCUUAAAGAUCUACCUUUAAUAAGUAAAUACUGAUUAUUGUUGGGUCCUGAGAUUAGUUAAAAAGAUAUAAAAUCGUAAUCUCUUUGCCUUGUUCCUCUUCCUCCCACGAAAAACUCGCUAACCCACAAGGUUGUUGUAGGGGAAGUAUCUGUGUGGAAUAUCUGUUUAAACAGCACCAUCCUCUGGCGAUGGGAACAAAUGAGCAGUCCACGGUAUUCUUUUGUUCUUUUGAUUUUGCCCUGUGCUUUCAAAAUUUUAAGUGCUGGAAAUCAAUGACUUAAAGAAAUAUUUCUUAAAUUCUGUGAUCGCACUGAAAAGAAAGUCCCCAGAAAUCCUUAAAAUUAAGAUUUAUAUAUAUAUUUAGGAGCUUACAUUGAUUUCUCCAAUUUGAAAACAAGGCCUUUAUUGUCAAAGCUCUCAGUUGUAGCAUUACCUUCAUGAUACUUUGGAAAAUUAUUAAGAACAAAGCUAUUUCCCUUUUGAGUCUUCUAAACUUAUUUCUAUUGGUCUCCAUCUGAAAUGAUAGAAUCACAGAAUCGUUGAGGUUGGAGGGGGGAUAUCCAUAGACUGUCUGGUCCAACCUCUCAGCUCUAAGCAGUGUCAGCUAGAGCAGGAUACUCGGUCCAGUUUUGAAUAUCUCCAAAGAUGGAGAUGCCUAAACUCUGGGCAACCCAUUCCAGUAUUUGACCUUCACUUCAAAAAAGGUUUUUCUUAAGUUUAAAAGGAAUUUCUGGAGUUUCAAUUUGUGCCCAUUGCCUCUUAUUCUUUCACUGGAUGCCUCUGAGAAGUCUAGCUGAAUCUUUACUCUCUUCUAUCAGGCAUUUAUACACAUUGCUAGCAUCUCCUGAGCCUUCUUGAGUCUAAAGUCUCAGCUUCUCCUCACAUGGCAGAUGCUCCAAUCCCUUAAUCAUCUUCAUGAUCCCUUGCUGGACUCAGUCCAGUAUGUCCAUGUCUCGGUCGUACCGAGAAGCACAGAACUGGACCCAGCACUCCAGAUGUGGUCUCACCAGGCUGAAUAAAGGGGAAUAAUCACUUUCCUUGCCCUGCUGGCAAUGCUUUUCCUACUGUACCCCAGGAAGCUAUUGGCAUUCUUUGUUGCAAGGGCACGUUACUGGCUCACGCUCGAUUUUGUGUCUGCCACAGCCCUGAGGUCUUUUGCUGCCAAGCUGCUUCUCAGCCAGUUGUCCCACAGCACGUACUGGUGCAUGGGGUUAUUCCUCCCCAGGUUCAGGACUUUGUGCUUUCCUUCGUUGAACUUUAUGAGGUUCCUGUCUGCACGUUGCUUCAGCCCGUCGAGGUCCCUCUGACCCAUCUGGUUUAUCAAGCACUUCUCCAAGUGGUUAUAUUUCUUUUCUUGUUAAUCCCUGUGUUAAGAUUUGGAAUUACAGUUAGAUGAUGGCUGUUCAGGAAGAUUUAAACUACGUAUAGAGAGAAAAUGUCCAGAUCAGAAGUACUGUAAUGUAUUUUGAGUAGCAAAUAUUUUAAUGGAGUAAAAUAUAUUUCUGGGUUGAGUUGAAUGGCCAGUAAGGUGGAAGGCAGAAGCCAAGAGAAUGAAACUACAAAAAACAUUAAAUAAAGCAUUCCUUACAUGGCUAUGAGCACACAACUCUAACGCAGGUGAAACACAAUGAUGGUCAUGGCAGCAUCUUGUUUUCUAAAUAAUAACUUUAUGGAAAUGUUUUCUUAACCAUGUUUACCUCAAAAAUUUCUUCUGCAACUGGAACAGUUUUUAUUUUGCCAAAUGCUACAGGUAUAUAACUUCUGAAACCUACAGUCUAUAUCUACCAUGACUUGACAACUUCAGAUUCAAAUCCAAAUCCCGCUCCAGAUUGGCAGACCGAUGCUAGCCUGUAGAAGCACGCUAAAUGCUGAAACUUCCAGAGCGUUUAUACAGAGCUGCCUGAUUACCUGCUGGAAUUCAUUACCAUUUUGAAACUUCGCAACAUUAAUUGUUAAACUAAACCUUCCUUUCUAAGUUGAGCAUGAGUUAAAUCCAUUACUGACACUUUUCGGAAGUACAAGCUUUAUCAAUUAUUUCACUGAUUUAUGUUCCAAUAGCCAGGAGUUUUGCCACAAGUGAGAACUGCAGAACUGGUCUACUGCAUUUUGCCAUUGAGUUUGCUGUGUCUUCUGCAGAAUUCCCUAGUUGAAUGUGAAAUCUGUUCUGCAUUCAGCUUUAAAAAAAAAAAAAAAAAAAAAAAAAAAAAAGAGAGAGAGAGAAUAAAAAAAAAAGGACUAUGGAGAAUGCUAGUCACAGUAUCCGGCUGGAUACUUUCUAUAAUUACAAAGCGUGCUUGCUAGCAUUCAGUUUCCUGCUGCCUGCUAAAUGCUUUAAAAGCUAAAUACUGGGAUUUUUUGUGUGUUGCUUUCCAUGGUUUACAAACAAGAGAAACUUUAAGAUGAGUUAUGAACAAUAUAAUUUUAUGUAUAUACAAUAUUUAAAUAUUGUACAGACUCUUUCUUUCUACAGUGCUAUUUUCUUGUAUAAAAAAUGCACUUUGCCUCUGUUGAUUUCAUUCAGCUGUUAAUUUUAAAUAACAUAGUUUCUCAAUCAGCUUCUGUAAUUAUAGGCUUUUAAAGAUGGUAAGAUAUGAAAUGUAAAAGGCUGAUCUUAUAAUAAUAGGAAAGAAAUGUUGGUGUGUCAGAGAAUACAACAUUCUUCCUGCAAUGCAAGUCAUACCAGUUAAGCAUAUUACACAGAUGCAUUAGUAUGUUGCUGGGAUUUUCAUUUCUUUGUUUCAGACGGUGACCAUUCCAUCUCCAGCAGUUCAUCAUAAUAAUGGAUGAAUCCUCCUGUAAAACCAAGUUAAAAUUUUGACUGUAUGAUCUGGAUAUGCAGCUUCUUCCCUAGAUUUGGGAUUUUUAUUACGGAUCUUCCCUAGUUUGAAAUAGAACAAACACAAAACUACUUUCUAAAGCCAGGCGACACUGAUUUGUAGUAGCUGCAGGUAAGACCCCGUCUCUGCCUACCACUACCACCUACCAAACCACAAAAUUUGUAAAGAAAAGCAGGCUUUGGUAUCUUUGCAUCCUGUGUUAAACUGAAUGGGUCCAAUUCUGCACAGAUUUGUUUCCAGUGGCCUUAGGUUGACACAGAAUUUGGUCUAAUAAAUGGCUGCAACCUCCCCCUUUCCCCUCUGAAGAGGAGCCGAACUGCAAGAUCAGGUGGGCCGUGACUUUUGUGCUGGUUUCUGCCUGUCCGCAGGGAAUGCUGAGGGUGCUUUCUGCAGCUCUUCUGAAGCAUAGUUCCCUGCACAGUAGCGAUUCUCCCUCCUGUCGUCUUCUCCUUGUGUAAGAUUCCAUCUGAAUCCAAGCAGGGGUUUGUUGCUGAAAUGACCCUCCUGUAACUGUAAACGUUUGCAUAUUUUUGCACUUCCUCAUUCAGUCUGAUGAGAGCACCAUCAAACUUAUCUUUGCAGAGCACUGAACUACUGAACAAACUCCCAGCUGUCCUUUUUUAAAUCUAAGAAUGGAAAAUUAGCUUGUCUCUCUAAGGAAUUAGAAUUGCACGUAGAAUAUUAUGGUGUGGUCUGUAGUCAAUAACCCAGUUAAACAACUUUACCUUGUAAGUGGCAUGUGGAUGCCCAUUUUGAUAAAGGAUGUUAGGCUGUAAAACUAAUAUGAAAUAUAUUAGGAAAUGAGUCAUUUUUAGAAUAGUAGUUAUGAUACUUUUGCAGGAGAUUCCCUGCAGAGCGUUUUUUUGGGUAGGGGUUUCAGAUGACAUUGUGCAACUUAAUGUUGAAAAGACAAGGCCUGCUGUCCUUAGGGAAAGCAGAAGUUCUGCUUUAAGCAGCAACUUGCAAGUUUGGGUCCAAGUUACGUAACUCUAGGCUGAAAGUUAGCAGCUGAUUGUGAUAGAAUGAUGAAUUGUGCUAGAAUAUGAUAAAUGUGCCGUGAUGGUUAGGACAGUUUACAUUGGUAUGAAUAUACCAAUAUUUAUAUACAGGAGUUUUAAUGCAUUAUUAUGAGAAGGCUAAUUAUAUAUUGCAGAGAUUUAAUCGCCAAGAUAAGCUGCAUAUUUAUGGUAUGAAGUGGCUUAAGCGGAUGAAUAGUAUAAAAGUUGUUGGGCAUAACGUCACAGUACUCACCUGCUUGAAAUAGUCUUAAACUAUAUUAUAAAACCAACCAUUGUGGUCUUGUUCACCUCUGUGCAAGAUAAAUUCAGAUUUCACUGAUGUUUGGAGCUGUUCACAACUUGUCUGGAUUGUAUCUUGAGUGUUCUUGUGUCUUCAACCAUGUCAAAUAAAAUACAGUAAAACCAA
Messenger RNA from Chroicocephalus ridibundus (black-headed gull), 6812 nucleotides. It is a transcript of the gene HSPA12A, whose product is annotated as heat shock protein family A (Hsp70) member 12A. Lineage: Eukaryota; Metazoa; Chordata; Aves; Charadriiformes; Laridae. The transcript has 12 exons. The record is from RefSeq and is a predicted model, not a curated record. Bases 300 to 2309 code for a protein of 669 amino acids.